CAAACUUGAUCCGAACUGUUUUGCUGAGUGUUUUCUUUUACAUUUUCCAAAAGGAAAAUGUAAUUAUUUCCCAUAAAAAUCUUUGAUGCACAUUUCCAAUCGUGGCCGCUUCAACAUUUCAACCGAUUAGAAUAAUCCCUAAAGUUUUUUUAUCACCUUUAAGAAAAAAUAUGAGUAAAAAAAUAUUUUACCCAGCCACCGAAAGAAACAAACCCCACAUCCUCAAAGUUCUUCAAAACCAUCUAAACGAAACUCAACCAGGAAAUCUCCUAGAAAUAGCUUCAGGAACCGGACAACAUGUUUCCUAUUUUGCCCCACACUUUCCCUCCAUACAAUUCCAACCAUCAGAAUACGACGGAAGCUUAUUAAAAAGCAUCAAAGCUUUCAUAGAAGACACCGCAACGAAAAAUAUACGUCCUCCUUUAGAGAUUGAUGUCACAACUAAAUCGAAAACUUGGAAUCUCCCCGUUGAAAAAUUCGAUUAUCUUUUAAAUGUCAACAUGGUUCAUAUAAGUCCCUAUAAAUGUACGGAAGGAUUGUUUCAAAAUGCCGGGGAUGUUUUGAAAGAUGAUGGUUUGAUGAUUAUGUAUGGGCCAUAUGCGAAUAAUGGAGUCAUUGAACCUCAGUCGAAUAUCGAUUUUGAUAGGGGGUUAAGAUCGCAAAAUCCGGAAUGGGGUUUGAGGGAUAUUGAAGAUUUGAAGGUGUUGGCGGAUAAAGUUGGGAUAAAACUUUUGAAGGUUUAUGAUUUACCAUCGAAUAAUAAGUGUUUGGUUUGGGUUAAAAAAGAUAUUGAAAAAUAAAAAAAUUUUAAUAAAAUAUUGUAAUGUAUACUUAUUUUCUUAAGUAUGCUAAUUAGUUAUAGAUUGUACUGUAAUAAUAUGUUAUGUAAUAUUAUUUCUUUGAAUAAAUUGGCAAACUAACAGA
Messenger RNA from Onthophagus taurus, 924 nucleotides. Its product is annotated as UPF0585 protein CG18661. The record is from RefSeq and is a predicted model, not a curated record. NCBI's taxonomy places the organism in Eukaryota, Metazoa, Arthropoda, Insecta, Coleoptera, Scarabaeidae.